Molecule: messenger RNA, 902 nt
Organism: Salvia splendens (bonfire salvia)
Lineage: Eukaryota; Viridiplantae; Streptophyta; Magnoliopsida; Lamiales; Lamiaceae
Product: probable xyloglucan endotransglucosylase/hydrolase protein 25
Exons: 3
Coding region: 1-813 (270 amino acids)
Biological process (GO): xyloglucan metabolic process; cell wall biogenesis
Cellular component (GO): cell wall; apoplast
Molecular function (GO): hydrolase activity, hydrolyzing O-glycosyl compounds; xyloglucan:xyloglucosyl transferase activity
Source: RefSeq, a predicted model, not a curated record
AUGGGUAUUUCAUCUUGUUCAAGAACUAGAAGGCGUGGUUUGGUCAUAAUCCUGCUGCUGCACCUAACAGCGGCGGUUUACGGCAGCAAUUACUUUGAAGAUUUCGACAUCACAUGGGGCGGAGGCAGGGGAAAAAUUGUGAACAACGGCGAGCUUCUCACUCUGUCUCUAGACUCCACCUCUGGUUCGGGCUUCCAGUCGAAGAAGGAGUACUUGUUCGGAAAGAUCGACAUGCAGCUCAAGCUUGUGCCCGGAAAUUCCGCCGGAACUGUCACCGCUUAUUACUUGUCGUCACAAGGGGCGAAUCACGACGAAAUAGAUUUCGAGUUCUUGGGGAACUUGAGCGGCGAGCCGUACACGAUACACACAAAUGUGUACUCGCAAGGGAAGGGCGACAGAGAGCAGCAGUUUCGUGUGUGGUUCGAUCCCACUGCCGAUUUCCACACUUACUCUAUCCUUUGGACUCCACAAACUAUUGUGUUCUCAGUGGACAACGUGCCGAUAAGGGAGUUCAAGAAUUUGGAGAAGAUGGGAGUGGCAUUCCCAAAAGGGCAGGCAAUGAGGCUGUAUUCAAGCAUAUGGAAUGCGGAUGAAUGGGCGACGAGAGGUGGGCUGAUCAAGACUGAUUGGAGCAGGGCUCCCUUCACCGCUGCGUAUACAAACUUUGGGUACAUGGCGUGGAUGCCUCUCCAUUUGGAUUCUAGCAUCAACCAAGCCAAACUCAGAUGGGUCCAGAGGAAUUUCAUGAUCUACAACUACUGCUCCGAUGCUAAGCGCUUCCCCGCCGGCUUUCCCCCUGAGUGUCGUGCUUAAACCCUACCAUAUCCACUACAUGCUUGCAGGAGCUUUCUCUUGUACAUAUACAUAUUUUUUUUAUAUAAAUAAAUUAAUGUUCGAUGGUA